AUGCGCGCACCCACGCCCGGGGAAGCCCGCGCCGUGCUCACGGCCGCGAUCGGUCUCCUCGCCGCCGCGUCGCGAUGUGCGGACGUCGCGACGUCGUCGAGCGACCCUAACGGUUUUUUGCGCUCGCUCUUCACCCUCGACGUCUCCGAUGGGUUCUUGAUCGCGUGCGCGCUGUUUGCGAUCCUCGGGGCGACGCGGAGGUCGUUGGUGGACUCCACGUACGACGCGAUCGGACGCACGUGCGCGAUUUCAACGCUCAUGACGCUCGGGGGGUCGACGACGCGGGCGGGACGAACGCGCGCGCGAGCGCUGAGCGCGAGCGCGUCGGUGGCGUACGCCGACGCGUGGUCGCCCGCGACGCCGAAGAAGGCGUUUAUCUCAGCUUUUGGAUGGGUUCUGUUGUCGCGUGUGCUCAACGGGGCGUUCGUUCCGGAGGCGAUUGCCGUCGCGUGCGCGCGGGCGUGCGCGUGGGGGUUGCACGGAGCGAGCGCGGAGGGCGACACGACGGCGCUCUCCAUCGGGUUCGCCGUCGUCGCCGAGUGGUGCGCGCAGAUUUGGCUCGAUUCACGAGUCGGGGGUACGGCGAAAUACUCGGAGGCGAGCGCGCUGGGUGGGGCGUACGCCCUGGCGGGGUGCGCGUUUCUCCUCGCGAGCGCGCGAUUGGUGUGCUGGGCCGAGCCGGCGUCUCGCGCGACGCAACUCGGUGUCGUCGCCGCCGCGCUGGUGGUUCCGGAGAUGUUCUAUCGCGUCACGUCCUCGUCCAGGCUCGGCAUGGUUCCGGGAUUGAUUCGAUACGUCUUCGCGACGACGAAACCGGACGCGUUGGCGUCCCUGGCGACGCUCUGGUGCACAGGCGUCGCCACGGCGUUGGGCUUGGCGUACAACGCGCGUUCGUUACCGCUCACAAUGCGACGCAAGGCGUUCCAUUUCCUCGCCGUUGUCAUGUUCGCACCGACAUUGGUGCCCGAUAGCGAGCACGGGGAACUUAUUCGCGUGGCUUUCACCGUGGCGUUUGCGUUGUUCGCCGCCUUGGAGUGCGCUCGCGUGUUCGACGCCUACUACGGCCAUGGAUUGUUCGGGUGGAAACUGAGCAUUUUCUUCGCCCAGUUCGUCGGCGACACCGUGGUGUCACUCUUAAUUUUGGAUCACUUCUCUUUGCUUCUCGGUGUGGCGGUUCCGAUUUGGCUGAGCGACGAUCAAAACUCACUCGUUCCGUGGGCGGGCGUCCUCACGCUCGGCGUCGGCGACAGCUUCGCCUCCAUCGUCGGUUCGGCCGUCGGUCGACAUCGCGUGUUCGGCGAAAAGUCGUUCAAGACCUUAGAGGGCGCAAUCGCGUUCGCCGUGAGUACGUACGUCGCCGCUCUUUACGUCGGCGUCGACGUGGACCCGACGAGACUUGCCUUCGCUUGCGUCGGCACGGCUCUGUGCGAGCUAUCCAUCGAGGGCGCGGAUAAUCUCGUGCUCCCACUCGUCUUCACCGCCCUGUUGAGCGCGUGA
Ostreococcus tauri is the source of this 1497-nucleotide messenger RNA. Its product is annotated as Phosphatidate cytidylyltransferase. NCBI's taxonomy places the organism in Eukaryota, Viridiplantae, Chlorophyta, Mamiellophyceae, Mamiellales, Bathycoccaceae. Bases 1 to 1497 code for a protein of 498 amino acids. Gene Ontology annotation, biological process: dolichyl monophosphate biosynthetic process. The transcript has a single exon. Gene Ontology annotation, molecular function: dolichol kinase activity. Gene Ontology annotation, cellular component: endoplasmic reticulum membrane. The record is from RefSeq and is a predicted model, not a curated record.